Molecule: messenger RNA, 1576 nt
Organism: Rhododendron vialii
Lineage: Eukaryota; Viridiplantae; Streptophyta; Magnoliopsida; Ericales; Ericaceae
Product: armadillo repeat-containing protein LFR-like
Exons: 8
Coding region: 49-1413 (454 amino acids)
Biological process (GO): regulation of transcription by RNA polymerase II; positive regulation of DNA-templated transcription; chromatin remodeling
Cellular component (GO): brahma complex; nucleoplasm; SWI/SNF complex
Molecular function (GO): nucleosome binding
Source: RefSeq, a predicted model, not a curated record
AGAUGCAGGUAAUUACGAAACCGCCACAACAAGAAUUUUGGGGGAGAGAUGCAGAAGCAGCAGGGCAAGCACGGCGGGGGAGCUUCCGCCACUCCGGCGGCGAAGAGGGGACGCGCCACCGUCUCCGGUAACUCCGCCGCCGCAGCAUCAGCCGAUACCGCGGCGGCGCCUUCAUCCCUCCUUGGCCCGUCUCUUCAAGUUCACUCCACCUUCGCCGAUCAAAAUAACAAGAGGAUAGUUCUCGCUCUGCAAAGUGGAUUAAAGAGUGAGCUGACAUGGGCAUUGAAUGCUUUGACAUUGCUUUCGUUCAAAGAGAAGGAGGAAGUGCGCAAAGAUGCAACCCCUCUUGCCAAAAUACCCGGGUUGCUUGAUGCUCUUCUUCAAGUUAUAGAUGAUUGGCGAGACAUAGCCCAACCGAGGGACUUUCUAAAGACCCAACGGGUGAGAUUGUUAGCAAACACUGUUGUGACAGGGUUUGGGAAUGAAUACGAGGCUUUGAACUCAAAUGAUGCUGUUUCUAAUCCUAGAGUGGUACCUAGUUCUCCUGUUACAGAGGUAUCUGUGCAGAAGAAUAGGAAGAGAACUCGUCCACCGCUAUGGUGGUUAGAUGAGGAUGGCUUGUUUAAUUUGAAUGAUGAAGGACGUUCAGAGAAUCAACAAUGUGCUGUUGCUGCUUCAAAUAUUAUCCGCAACUUCUCUUUCAUGCCAGAAAAUGAAGUCAUAAUGGCACAGCAUCGUCAUUUGUUGGAGAUGGUCUUUCAGUGCGCUGAGGAUCACAUUACAGAAGAUGAGGAACUUGUUACUAAUGCCCUCGAGACAGUUGUAAAUUUGGCUCCUCUUCUGGAUCUUCGAAUCUUUAGUUCGUUGAAGCCCUCAUUCAUCAAAAUAACGGGAAAACGAGCCGUCCAAGCCAUCAUGGGGAUGCUGGGAUCUUCCGGCAAAGCCUGGCAUUGUGCAGCUGCAGAGUUACUUGGGCGUUUGAUAAUAAAUCCUGAUAAUGAACCUUUCGUCCUUCCUUUUGGCCCACAGAUUUAUAAGCGUUUAGUUGAGCUUUUGAGCUUUCCAGCUAUAGAUGCACAAGCUGCGGCUGUUGGCGCACUUUAUAACCUUGCAGAAGUGAACAUGGACUGUCGUCUGAAGCUUGCUAGUGAGCGGUGGGCAGUUGAUCGACUGCUGAAAGUGAUCAAGGCACCACAUCCAGUGCCAGAAGUGUGCAGGAAAGCAGCAAUAAUAUUGGAGAGCCUCGUCUCGGAACCACAGAACAAGGCCCUGCUUCUAGCUUAUGAGAAUGCAUUUGCAGAGAUACUCUUCUCCGAUGGAAGGUAUUCCGACACAUUUGGCAGGAUAUUGUAUGAAUUGACCUCUCGACAGGGCAACAAAGUGGUGACUGCCCGUGGUGUAUGGGGAAUGUAAUUGAAACCCUGUCUCAUCUGCAUCUUUCUCUUUCUAGCUUAGUGGAACUUUGAGUCACGGGAUUCAAUUGACAUUGCACUGCAAAGGUUAACUAGCAUGUAUUCUUCUGAAGUAAUCGACUAUUUAAGGAUGUAUAUAUACAUGGUGGUUUUAUUUCCGGUCA